ACCCCCCUCUCUCUUUCAAUUCUCAACUUCCUUCUCGAUCGCCGUUUCCUCUUGGCGUCAGUCGCUGGCUCACUCGGGGACAGCACGCAACACACACGCUCACAACACACACAAGUCUAGCCAAGAAUAGUGCAGUGUUGUUCUCGCGUUACUCGUACACGCAGGGAAUUGUAAAGAACAACAACAACGGCGGCAACAACAACAACAGUCGUUGAAUGCAUUAGGGGACAUCCAAACGCCUUUGCCCUCCUCCAUCGAUACAAACUGUCCAGAAAUCGAAUGUGUUUGUCGUCGUAGUAUGCGGCUGCUGCGUGGGAUUUCGGUUUAUCCAGGGCGGCGGUGAGCUGACAGCACUGGGGGUGCCUUCGUGCCAUCCAAGAUGCCCCCGGGAGUUGACUACACGUUUGAUCAGUGGACGGCAAGCGAUAACAGCGACGUUUUGGUGGAUUUCCUGCUGCCGACGGGGAUUUUCUUCACGCACAGCGUGCCUCGAGAUGCCACCAUCGGCAACAUCAAGCGGCUCGUGUGGGUCCAGGCCAAGUUGUACCCGCUCUUCUCGCUGCUCAACGAGCCCGAGGCCUACGUGUUCACGUGCAUCAACCAGGCGGCGGAGCAGGAGGAGCUGGAGGAGGAGAGCCGCCGCCUCUGCGACGUGCGGCCAUGCUUCCCCAUGCUACGCCUCGUGCUGCGGGAGGGCGACCGCGUCGAGCGGCUCCAGAACUCGCAGAUCUCCGUUCUCAUCGGCCGCGGUCUGCACGAGUUCGAUGCGCUCAAGAGCUCCGAGGUGAAUGACUUCCGCACGAACAUGCGACAGCUGAGCGAGAAGAAGGUGCUUGAGCGACAGGGCCAGAGCUGGCAGGAGUGGCUUCAGUACAGCCAGCCGCCCAUCCUGGAGCCCACCGACAGGCUGCCGGAGCUGUGCAGCAACCGUCUCCACCGACCCAACCUCAUCGUGUGCAUUUCCUUCGAGAAAAGCCAGGAGAGCUUCUCAGUGCAGGUGUCUGUGUCGGCACUGCCUCUGAAGCUGAAGACGGAAGCCUUGCGCAAGCGGCUGAGCGUUCAUCAGUCCCAGUACUCGAGCGAGGGGCACGAUGACUUUGUGCUGAAAGUGACUCGGGCCAACGAGUACAUCUAUGGGGAUUAUCCACUCAGCCAGUUCCAGUACAUCCGCAACUGUAUAUACGCCGAGACCAACCCAAGCCUCACCAUGGUGCACAGCUCCACAAUCGCCAAACUCUUCCAGGCCGAAACGCACAUGGAGGUCGUGAGCAGAGCUCGUUCAGCCUCCAAGCCACCCUCCCUGCCUGUGAAAAACAAGCAAGCGGGAGACCUGCUGUGGUCCAUCACGGCACCUUACCAGAUCACCCUGGUGAAGGCCAGCAAGGUGAACACUGACGAAGCCAUGAAGCUGGUGGUGAAGGCCGGCCUCUUCCACGGCUCGGAGCUGCUGAGCAAGACGGUGACGACCUCCGAAGUGCCGGCCAGCGCCGAUCUCGCGUGGAACGAGCGGCUCGAGUUCGACGUGCUGACGGGCGACCUGCCACGCACGGCGCGCCUCUGCUUCGUGCUCUACGCCGAGUUCGAGGGCAAGAGCGGCCGGCGCGGCAAGGCCACCAAACCCGACAAGACGAUGGGCAAGAGCAGCGUCGGCAAGCGUGCUCGUCGCUCGGACCUUCCCAUUGCCUGGGUGAAUGCGAUGGUAUUUGACUACAAAGACCAGCUCAGGGCCGGGGAGGCCGUGCUCCAUACAUGGUCAUCCUUUCCAGAUGACAUGGACGAGGAGAUGCUGAACCCCAUGGGCACUGUGCACACCAACCCCAACACGGACAGCGCCGCCGCUCUGCACAUUGCCUUCUCGGAGUACAGCAAAGGCCCCGUCUACUACCCACCGUUUGAGAAGAUUAUUGAGAAGGCCGCUGAAGUGGCCAAGUCAACUGAUAUGAAGAAUGGUGGAAGUGGGGGACGAGCUUCCAAGUCGCACAUGCAGCAGCUACGCGAGAUCUCGGAGCGCGAGUCCAACUCGCCACUCUUUGAGCACGAAAAAGACUUGGUGUGGUUCCUGCGGCUCGACUGCCGCGAAGUGCCGCAGAUCCUGCCCAAGCUGCUGCUAUCCACCAAGUGGGGCAAACACGAGGACGUGACCCAGAUGCAAGCGCUUCUGCAGAUUUGGCCGAAGCUGUUGCCAGUCACUGCACUUGAGCUGCUGGACUCGAACCACGCCGACCGCUACGUACGAUCCUUCGCCAUCAAGUGCCUCCAGCACCUCAGCGAUGACGAACUCUCUCAGUACCUACUGCAGCUUGUCCAGGUUCUCAAAUACGAGCCGUACCUGGACAGCGACCUGGCUAAAUUCCUGCUGGAACGUGCGCUCGCGAACAGAUGCAUCGGACACUUUCUUUUCUGGCAUCUUAGGUCAGAGAUGCACGUUCCGGCCGUGUCGCUGCAGUUCGGCCUCAUGCUGGAAGCAUACUGCCGCGGAAGCAUCGCACACGUGCGCUCGCUGAUGAAGCAGUGCGAGGCGCUCACCAAGAUGAGGGCCAUCAAUGACCUGGUCAAGAGCAGUUCCAUGAAGUCGAACAACAAGGCGAAGGUGAUCGACGCGAUGCACGCCUCCCUGCGGCAGACGUCCUACACGGAGGCGCUCACGGGACUGCAGUCUCCGCUCAAGCCCUGCGUCAUCCUCAGCCAGCUCAAUGUGGAGAAGUGCAAGUUCAUGAACUCGAAAAUGAAACCUCUGUGGAUGGUUUACUCGGACGAAGAAGGGCUUGAGCCCACAGGCGCCAUCUUCAAAAAUGGAGACGACCUACGGCAGGACAUGCUGACUUUGCAGAUGCUGAAGCUGAUGGACAACAUGUGGAAACAGCAGGGCCUUGACCUCAGGAUUGUCCCUUACGGGUGCCUGUCAACGGGCGACAAGACGGGCCUCAUUGAGAUGGUGCGACGCGCCGAAACCAUCGCCAACAUCCAGCUGGACAAGAGCAACAUCGCGGCCACCGCCGCCUUCAACAAGGACGCACUGCUCAAUUGGCUCAAAGCCAAGAACCCCGGGGAUGCUCUGGAGAGGGCUAUAGAGGAGUUCACCCUCUCUUGUGCCGGCUACUGCGUGGCAACAUACGUGCUGGGCAUAGGAGACCGGCACAGCGACAACAUCAUGAUUAGGGAAACGGGGCAGCUCUUCCACAUCGACUUUGGCCACUUCCUGGGAAACUUCAAGAGCAAGUUCGGCAUCAAGCGCGAGCGGGUGCCGUUCAUCCUCACGUACGACUUCGUGCACGUCAUCCAGGAGGGGAAGACCACCAACAGUGAAAAGUUCGACCGGUUCCGCAGGUACUGUGAGCGGGCCUACCUGAUCCUAAGGAAGAACGGCCACCUCUUCCUGAACCUCUUCUCCCUCAUGCUGGCAGCUGGCCUCCCAGAGCUCACGUCGCCUAAAGAUAUCCAGUACCUGAAGGAGACGCUCGCUCUGGAGAAACGAGAGGACGAUGCACUGAAACAUUUCUGCCAAAAGUUCAACGAGGCUUUACGUGAGAGUUGGAAGACCAAGGUGAUGUGGAUGGCUCACAAUGUAGCAAAGGACAAUCGCUGAGACGCGCUGCUGAUGUCGGCGCUUGCGAGGCACACGAAGACGGCGGGAUGGCACGAAGUAUCGGAGAGAUGAAACCGUCAACAUUUCGAACUUCUUGGAAACACUCAUCCAACCGUCGACCCAGUGUUGUAUGUUUCUACAGUCAAAAUGAGUUCAGAAUUUCAAACAAAGAGCCUGACAAGCAUUUUUUUGUGAAUGCAAUAUAUUUUCUAAGUUAUUUUUAAACUUUGUAUUGUUAUUAUUAACUUUGUGGAAAUUUCAAGUCGUGCUGGGGUUUUUUUUUAUUGUGCGGGGGGGAGGGCUUUUCUUAGUGUUUUUUUAAUGUAAGUCAAAUAACGGAAGACGAAUAAGAAUCGGAAAAAUUAGAAUUUACUUUUGGAAUGGCCGUUCAGCAACUUAAACGACAAUGGAAGAAGGAUCGCAAACACAACAGAGUGGUAAUUGUUUAAUUGCACAGCGAGACUGUUGGGACAAGACGCAUUUCACACUGCAGUUAAUGCCAGGGUGCGACACUUUCUGGCUCUUGCUGUCCUGAGUUGUGGCGAGGAUAGAAAAGCCACAAAUGACCACCCAUAUGAACGGCAUCAAGGUAUGAGCUUUUUUUUUCCAUUAACUACGGAAACUCGUGAGCCCGGGUCUGACAACACACCGAUACGAUGGGCCAAUUCACAUGUUCGGUUGUUUCCGUCUCGAUUUAAAGCUGUAGAUAAGCUUUUUGUCGUGUUUUCAUUUACGUUUCGUUGUUUCGGUGAAGCAGGAUUGAGAAGCGCGCGCGUGUGUACGUGCUUUUCUUUUUACAUGCUUCUAUUAGGAAGUUGCUGGGCACAAGUAUCUUAAAAUUGCUGUUUAUUUGUGGCUUGCGUGCCCAAUGAAUGACAAUUCACGCUAACCAUGACAGUACUACUGAAAGGUUACGUUACUUGACAGUGAAAGGAAGGAGGAAGCACAUUUGGCUUUGGCUCUUGCUUAACUAACAUGAUCAAGUUUGCAUAUGUUUGUUGAACUUUUCUCAAUGGAGCAUGCUCCUCUUUUUGUAAUUUUGUCUGCAUGGAAGACUUGAUCUUACGAAUUGUUAAGGGUAAUUUAAUUUUUGUUGAACAAAGUAUCAUGGCUACCAAAGACAGGGCAUCUUUUGAAAUUACAAAAAAAAAUCUUACUUUUAAAUGAUGUCUGUCAUACAUUUUUAGCGCCGAUAUCGGCAUUGUCCAGAUAUAGGGUUCCUUAAUUAGUGAUGCAUUUCCACAAAAGUUAAACACCCAGAUCGCCACAUUUCAUUUGAAGCAGAUUAAAAACAUCCUUGCCCAUGUGGCAUAAUCAGAUCACUCAACAAAAAAACUAAAUCGCCGGUUUUAAUGGUAAAUUCAACUUCGGGUGAGUUGCCAUGAAAAAAAAACAACACGAGUGCCUUCUCAAUUGCACUUUAUUCUCAGUUUUAAAAUCGAACCCAGCUGCACAGGUUUUGGGAUUUUAAUAAUCUCGGUUUUCUAUAGCGCAACUUGCACCAGGACUCAAAACGCAUCACUUACAGCUUAAGUUACGGAGAGAGAGCCCGCUGGAAAAAACAGUUUUUAAUACGCGAUUUAAAAAGUUUGAACAAACUCGUAUUCCCCAAUGGACCGAGGAAGGGAAUUCCUCAAUUGCCGAGCCUGGCUGCAAAAAAAAGCCUCCGUCUCUCAUACAAUGAAGACUGGUCUUUGGAAUAAUGAGUAAGUGAACCACAAUCGAAAGAUUUCAAUUUUCGCAGUGGAAUGUAAAAAAUUACCAGAUCGGUGAGAUAUUUAGGAGCCAACUCAUCCAGAGCCUUAAACGCGAGAAUAAAAUCUUGAAGUCGAUACUUUACAUGGAGCCCAGUUCAAGGAGGAAAGAAUAGGAGUGAUAUGGUCACACGAUUUCAGUCUGGUUAAAACCCAAGCAGCUGAGUUUUUAAUAUAUUGGUAGUCAAUUUAGAAGACUUUUAGAAACGCCAGCAAGCAAGGUAUUACAGUAAUCUAACCUUGAUUAUAUGAAUGCACGCAACAGCCUCUCAGCAUCAGGAAGGGACAGUGUAGGUCUAAGUCAAGCCAAGUUUUUGGAACUGCUGUGGUGUCAUAGUCAACGCUUCCACGUUGGCCCAGCUGGGUUGCAACGAUGCCGUAGGUGUUGUUAAAUGUUGACAGCUUUGCAUAAACAACGAGCUACGCAGUUCCAAUGGAGCACAUGUACAUUAUUCAGUAGCAUGCAGUGUCUAGCUGUUGGACAAAAGGCAUGCAUAUGCAGUAAUAUAAAAUUAUGUUUGUAUCAUCAGCAGCAGCAAUACCAUAAUCAUCGUCAUUCUACACACAACGGCACGAUUACGUACAAUCCUGUUCAUCUGCGUUAUUUUCCCAGAAGCAUGCUCCAGUUUCAUCGCUUUAUCUCGUAUUCACUUGUCCUCGCGGCUUGCACUCCAGACCCUGGUUUGGAUAUUUAUGCAGAUUACGGCACACGUUUAAACGUUGUCAAUGGUUUUUUUCUGUUGUGGGGGUGCAGUCCUGGCGUGCAUGUUGAUUUAAAAAGAUCUAUUUUAAAUUAAUUGUGCGUAACAGAGACAAUGCGUCUCUUGGAUGUAUUCAGAAUGUAGUCCAAGCCAUUGUUUUUUCUACAUUUCGUGUCCUCUCCGUAAUUAUUUAGCAUCAUCAGCUCCAGUUAUCUCACCAAGACCCGUGCUUUGUACAUAUUAUGGCCUUAAUGACUGCUUUACUUGGGGGGGGGGGGGGGGGGGUGGUGCACAUCUCGUGAGGAGCUUGUGCUUUAUAAGACUAUCGUUACGGGUGAGAUGUCGUGUUGUGCUGGCCGUGAGGGACACAGAAAGAGGUGGAGGGGGUGGGGUGGACAUGCCACACCCGGUGGGCGGUCAUUCUGUGCAAUACGCGUUGGAAUUGAUUGCACACGAUGUGGGAAUGUUUUUUUUAUUACGUUGAAGACUGUCUCAUCACUGAAUAUUAACGUGGGGGUUUUUGCCAAGGGAGCCCGGGGUGGGGGGGGGUUACACAAACGGAUUGUCAGCAGCACAUUAGGAACAUUCAGCGGCACGAAAGGGGGUGUUUUAUUUACGUCCUGUGGUAUAUUUACGUGCUUGUAAGUGACGAUGGCGGAACGAUCGAAAAGCCUUUAUUACAGUUUUGAGAUGCAAACAUUUUUCUUACAUUCCAAUAUAGGGCAUUUGAUUUACAUUUUCUUGGUAUCUUUUUCGAUGCUUUAAGCCGCAAAUGGUGUAUAUGCGUUUGCAUUCUUUUUUUUGUACAUAUCUCACAUGCAUACACGCAUAGACACGGGGAUAUACAUUUGAUGCAGAGUUACAAUGACCAAUUUUGUAAUCGUUUUUUCUGCGCUUCCUUACUUUGUCACGAAAUCGCUAUUAAUUUAAAGUUUACCUUGAAAUGUCAUGCAUUCUCAGAAGGUGCUUUCACAAUGUUUGACCCCCCCUUGUAUCGCGCACUCACUGCCGUUCUUUCAACCGGCUUUUUUGCAACAACAAAAAAACUGUGCUGUGUUUGUUGCCAUCGGCAAGGUGGAGAACAGUGGGAUGAAAAUGUUCUUAUGCAAUAUACUGAAACUUCGAUGAAGACAUAGCAUGCUGGGUACUAACUUAUAAAUGUAAAAUCAUGUAUGAAUAUAGUUUAAAAUGUUUUGCUCUGUAUAUAAUGUACCAGAAAUAGUAUUAAAUGUGCGAGUGCAUAUUCAGGCCCACUGCUGUCUCCCUUGCGAGUGGUACGUAUAUGUAGCUUGUUUACAUUGCUUCACUUCUGCUUUUGUGCUAAAACGCCGUUGCUUUUAAUGCAUGUUUGCAGGUGUUGUGUGUUGUUUAAGCAUGUUGGGGAGUGGUGGCGCAGUGGUUAGCGCGCUGCGCUCCGAGCCCGGAGGACCCGAGUUUGAUUCCCGCUCACGGCCAACACCUGUGACGAUUAUCUAAAACCGGUCCUGGGCAUCCCCUAGGUUGACUCAGCCUCAAAUUAAUUCCUGGUGAAGUGUGCAAACAUGGCCACUUGGGAGAUGAAAGUGGCCGGGUGUGUGGUGCCGGCCAACCACUCCCUCGUAUACCGUGCCGGCCUCAGACUUCAUAGCUGAUCGUUACCAGCACUAGCCCCAAAAGUCUAUUAACGCUAUACGGGAGAUCUUUGUUAUUGUUGCGUAUGGCAUGAAAACCUAAAGCGUAUAACUUUUUAAACAUUGUGUAACUUUUGAAGAGGAUAUACAGUUAAAAUAUACCCCAAUUGGAAUUAAGUGUGCAAUUUUCUGGGAUGUGUAUGGUGCUCUUUGGCCAUUUGGCUCUAAAGACUACUGAUAUAAGAGAGCGAUGCUGUGGGAAUUGGAUGACAUUUCAGAAGUUUAUUUACCUAUUUGUUACAUGGCCUAAAUUUGGUAGCUUUAAUGUGAAUGCAUUGUUUUGCAUUAUUCCGGCUAAAUAUAUUGUCAUGCAAAUGCAAUGAGGAAAAGACCUUAAGAUUGAAAUGUAAAAUAAAGUAGUAAAAUGUGGCUGUAGUUGACAGAAUAACACUGUAAGCUCUCGUUUCCAAGAUGUUUUAAAUUCAGUUUUGGCACAAAUUUUGCUUGAAUUGUGGGGAAGAUUUUUUUCAGUUUUUUUUUAUCAAUAUCCACACUAUGGAACAUACAGAAAUGUGCGGUGUGUGGUUAAACAUUUCUAGAUUUCAUGUGGUACAGCAGCAGUGCAGUGGUUAGCCACUUCGCUUUUAACCCUGUGAACAGAGUUUGAUUCCCGGCUAACAUCAGUGGCAAGUGACUUCUGAACCAGUCUUAACCCCUGACCCCCUUUCGACCCCCCCCCACCACCCUGCCUUACGAACGUGCACUGACCAGUGUGGUGAAACCAGGUCAACUAUGCCCCAUGACCAACACUGUUCUGGGUGUCAUUUAUUUAGCAGUGGAUUGACAGGAGGGAUGGAAAUUAGGACUUAAUUAUUAUCAAUGACAUGCACAGGCUGUAAAUGUUGUAUGGUGGUGUUCUUUUUCAAUUACGCGUCCUUUCAAAAGUCUGUGCGUGGGAUAAAUGGAUCAUUCCAUAAAACAGUUUUUUUUUGGGUUAGAUCGCGUAAAUAUAAAUGUGGAUAAUACCGUUUCGUAUUGGAAGCCCCCCCCCCCCCCCCCCCCCCAUGUUAACCCACUGAAUUCCUAUCGUAAGAAAAAAAAUGAAACCGUAGCAUUUCACGUCCAGUUAAUGUUUUCAAAAACAUGUGAAUUACAUGUUAGCUUGAUACAUUUAUUUCAUUGAUCAGGGGAUGAUUUCGGCCAUCGGGAUGGUAGGUAAACAGGGAAGCCACUUAAAAAGUUUGGCUUGAAGUGAUCCGUUCUUUCACCUUUUUAGUUUCGACAGCGCGUGACACUCGAAAAUGCCGGGCCACUAAACCCAUUGUGCUGCCAACGUGAAAAAUAAUAAAUUUAGCUCCACACCGAGACCAAAAAUUGGCAACCAUUUAGAUUUCAGUACUCCAUUGUGGCACCUAAAGGCAUCUUGACUGCUCCUAGGCUGUGGAACUAAAGGUUAGCCUUGUACCAAUUCAAUUGGUUCCCCGCUCAGUGAUUCAAUUAAUUUUCAUGAUGCAAGUGUACGAUUGGAUUUAAGAUUUGAGUUUUUUUUUUAAUCUGCCAUUGUCCUCAGCGUGGAGUCCUCUUAAUGGGAGUAUGCAGGGGUCAGCGAACCAUUCGCAUCCAAGCUCUCCGAUGUGUAUUCGGGUUGUAUUGCAUGUUCAGCACGAGUGUCUUGUGAAAGCUCUCCGUCACGGGGGGGGGGGGGGGGGGGACGUCGGACAUCGUGCCGAACAACACCCACGAAGGUGCAACCCAAAGAAAAACAAGUUGGAGAGCAACGCAGCGCAGUCGCGAAAAUCUACGCAGCGGUCUCGGAAAAUAUACGUACGGAACAACAAUAACGGAUUCUGACGCGACGGGAUACACGCGUUGCGAACGCAAGGAUUGAUUUUAAUUGAUGUAUACUCAAAGUAAUCCCGAUGAGCACAAGACUGAUCUGGCUGUCAAGAGGCUCGUAAUAAUUUAGCAUGCUUAGUGAGUAGAAUGAAUUACCCACGAGUCGUACUUGAGUGCAAAAGCUGCGAAAGUGGAGAGUGACGUCGAGUCGAACGGAACUUGACGACGAUGACAGUAAUUUCUUCCAGUCUCAAACGGCUGUCAUUUUUGCACUGGGGCCUCAAGUUGCCCAGACGAAGACGCCCUGAAAAUACCAAAAUCAACCGGGGAGCGUGCGACGAAAUGCGCGUCAGUGAAAAUACGUUUCAGUUGCAAAGAAAGGAUAUGAAUGUAUAUGAGCUUUGUUGUUGUUCUGUCUGUUGAAUCAAUAUAAGGCCUGCAGACAAAUGUGAAAUUCGAUGUGCUAACUCUGUAACAUAUCUUACACGCAUUGCACGUGGCUCGUGCCCGUGUGCAGAACCUGCCAUGGAAUAUUUGCCUUUGUAUUGAAAAUUGUUUGUAUAUGAAUGUUGCUUUGCUUUUUUUAAAAUAAGUUAAAUUCUAGUAUACCCAGUACAUUGCAGGUGUUUGGAAAUAAUAAAAAAAACAUGGCAUUCACGUGUAAAUAGCAAAUGUGCAGCUACAGUACAAUAAAAAUAUACAAACAAAA
Molecule: messenger RNA, 10196 nt
Organism: Petromyzon marinus (sea lamprey)
Lineage: Eukaryota; Metazoa; Chordata; Hyperoartia; Petromyzontiformes; Petromyzontidae
Gene: PIK3CD
Product: phosphatidylinositol-4,5-bisphosphate 3-kinase catalytic subunit delta
Biological process (GO): phosphatidylinositol-3-phosphate biosynthetic process; phosphatidylinositol 3-kinase/protein kinase B signal transduction; phosphatidylinositol-mediated signaling
Cellular component (GO): plasma membrane; cytoplasm; phosphatidylinositol 3-kinase complex
Molecular function (GO): 1-phosphatidylinositol-4-phosphate 3-kinase activity; 1-phosphatidylinositol-3-kinase activity
Source: RefSeq, a predicted model, not a curated record